UUUUUGAUUGAGGUGUCGGGGCCGAGUCCGGGCUUCGCCCCGAAUCCCCCCCCCCCCCCCGGGCUGGGCCGGGCUGGGGACUGGACCGACGGACGGAUAUGGGGCGGCGGAGCGGAGGCAGCGGACCCAGAGGCUGAGGAGAGCCCGAUCCCCCCCAUAUUGGCCGGCGGAGCGAUGAAGCGGAGACUGUGGUUCGUCCUGCUCUGGAUUGGUCUCCUGUCCUCUAGAAUUUCCGUGAUUUCAGCUCGAGGUCCUCAUCUGAAGGUGCGGUCGAAACGAUUUGUUCGUGCCAGAGUAAAUAAUAACUGUUCAACUUCAGAAUAUGUUCCAUCGGGGAAGAACUACUGCUGCAACAAGUGUACUCGAGGUCACUACGUGAGGAAUGUCUGUGGUGGGGCCGGCCUGCGGACCGAUUGCGCUCAGUGUCGUAAUGGGACCUUCCUGGCGGCCGAGAACUCGCUGUCGAAGUGCAAAGCGUGCACGGUCUGCGACCCAGUGCUGAACCAGAUCGAGCUGAAGACCUGCGAGCCCCACGUCGACCGACAAUGCACCUGCCCCAAGAACACCUUCCGCAGCUGGCUGGACGAUUCCACCUUCCACUGUCAGAAUUGCACCGUCUGCAAGAGGGAGACGAUCGAGCUCUGUACAGCAACUUCUGACACUGUCUGUGGCUGCGAACGGAAUUGGUUUUACCACACUCUGGACAAAGUCUGCCGACCCUGCGACAGUUGCCGUGGAGAUCGGCAAUGUAAGCUGUGCGGAAACGGAUAUCCCCAGUUCUUCCUGCUUAGCAUCGUCUCCUGUUCGAUCGUGGCCGUGAUGGUGAUCAUUGGGGCGGGCUACCUGAUCUUCUGGAGGGCCAAGAGGGUCUGUCAGUGGCAGGCGUCCGCCUGUAGUGUCAGGAGCGGAGACCUCUUCCGCUCAGAAGUGAAGGGGAGCACCCCCGAGGGCUCCCGCUCACCGGACCACCUCCUGCCCGUCCAGGAGGAGGGAGGCGGCCGGCUGUCCCUCCUGACCCCCACUCACCUGACCGAGCUCCCGGACUGCGUCCAGGCGGCUGGGACUGCACACCUCCCCGACGACCAGAGGCUGUCGUACGCGGUGGCGGACGUGGUGCCCGCCUCUCGCUGGCGGGAGUUCGUCCGGCGCCUGGGCCUGUCGGACACGCAGAUCGAGCGGGCCGAGAUGGAGGCCCGGCCCAGCUUCCGGGAGGCGCAGUACCAGAUGUUCCAGCUGUGGCGGCAGCGGCAAGGCGGGGGCCGGGGGGCGGCCGGCGCGGCCCCCCUCCAGCUGGUGUACCGGGCCCUCAGAGACAUGCAGCUGAACGGCUGUGCCGAACAACUACAAGAACAACUUCAGUGAAUGCACACCUCCCCCCCCCUCCGUUACCCCCCUCCCCCCACCCUCCCGCCUCCGUUACCCCCCUCCCCACCUCCAUUACCCCCUCCCUCCCCGCCUCUGUUACCCCCUCCCUCCCCGCCUCCGUUACCCCCUCCCUGCCCAUCCCCGUUACCCCUUCCCUCCCCGCCUCCGUUACCCCCCUCCCUCCCCGUCCCAGGAUACACAUUCCUCCCGCCAACUCAUUUCCCCUGCGUCCCGGGGCACGGAUCCCUCGCCACCCACCCCUCUGGAUCAACCACCCCUUCCCUCUCCUCUCCCGGGACAGAGAGCGAGGAAAGGAGCCGGGGGGG
Mobula hypostoma (lesser devil ray) is the source of this 1691-nucleotide messenger RNA. Its product is annotated as tumor necrosis factor receptor superfamily member 1A-like. Lineage: Eukaryota; Metazoa; Chordata; Chondrichthyes; Myliobatiformes; Myliobatidae. Gene Ontology annotation, molecular function: tumor necrosis factor receptor activity; tumor necrosis factor binding. The coding region runs from base 175 to 1362 and encodes 395 amino acids. Gene Ontology annotation, cellular component: membrane raft; signaling receptor complex. The record is from RefSeq and is a predicted model, not a curated record. The transcript has 10 exons. Gene Ontology annotation, biological process: inflammatory response; signal transduction.